UUGGUUACGUGCGAAAAAAUGUUCGCAAUUUAUGAAUAUUGAUCUUUCAAACUCAGGCACUUCCCCUUUAGCUGCAAUACUUGUUUUUUUUAGUUGGUUCUUGAGUGGAAUUGUUUGUGCUUAAGUUAUGCAUUGCAUAUUUUUAACAGGAGAUGCUAUUGUACAAAAUGGGGCAACCAGCAUGGUUGGCCAGUGUGUCAUUCAGCUUGCAAAAUCUCGUGGUAUUCACAGCAUUAAUAUUAUACGGGACAGUCCUGGGGUUGAUGAAGUUAAAGAAAGACUUAAGGAUUUGGGCGCAGAUGAAGUUUUCACUGAAAAUGAAUUGGAAGGGAAGAAUGUCAAGAGUCUUCUGGGUGGUAUACCUGAACCUGCACUGGGAUUUAACUGCGUUGGCGGCAAUUCUGCUUCUAUGGUUCUAAAAUUUUUAAGACAGAGAGGAACUAUGUUGACAUAUGGUGGAAUGUCUAAAAAACCUGUCACUGUAUCUACUUCAUCCUUCAUAUUUAAGGACCUUUCCUUGAGAGGUUUCUGGUUGCAGAAUUGGAUAAGCACAGAUAAAGCUGAAGAAGGCAGAAGAAUGAUAGACAGGCUUUUGGGUCUUGUACAAGAUGGAAAGUUAAAAUAUAAGAUGGAAUUGACUCCCUUUAACGAUUUCAAUACAGCAUUGGAUAAAGCUCUAGGAAAACUUGGGAGCCAACCCAAGCAAGUUAUCAAAUUCUAAAUCGAAACGUGGGAUUGGAUUUAAGGCGUGUGGUUGAUAUUAAUUUUUGCGAGGAAGGAGUUCUGCAUUCUAUCUCGCUGUUAAGUACACACUUGUAGGAAUCUCGUGCGUAUAGUUAGGAAUAACAAUUGAAUUCAUACUUGAUGGUUACUUCCGAAAAAUACUUAUGAUAGGAUAAUUACUUUAAGCUUCAUAGAGUUUCAUGAGUUGUUUUUUAAGUUUUCAUAUACCUAGCCAACAUCUCAAGACUACAAAAAGCUUUAAUGUUAUAAUAGCAAUUGUUCACUUGUUUCAACAAAGAAAAGAAGCUAUU
Messenger RNA from Vicia villosa (hairy vetch), 1034 nucleotides. RefSeq names its product enoyl-[acyl-carrier-protein] reductase, mitochondrial-like. The transcript is spliced from 6 exons. The coding region runs from base 128 to 721 and encodes 197 amino acids. The record is from RefSeq and is a predicted model, not a curated record. Gene Ontology annotation, cellular component: mitochondrion. Gene Ontology annotation, molecular function: trans-2-enoyl-CoA reductase (NADPH) activity. Gene Ontology annotation, biological process: fatty acid metabolic process. Lineage: Eukaryota; Viridiplantae; Streptophyta; Magnoliopsida; Fabales; Fabaceae.